AUGGGCCCCCGUACCGCCUCCUCAUGCUGCUGCCAGGCCCGUAAUCUGCCAUGGGCCCCCGUACCGCCUCCUCAUGCUGCUGCCAGGCCCGUAAUCUGCCAUGGGCCCCCGUACCGACUCCUCAUGCUGCUGCCAGGCCCGUAAUCUGUCAUGGGCCCCUGUACCGCCUCCUCAUGCUGCUGCCAGGUCCAGAGUGUCUCAUGGGUCCCUGUACGGCCUCCCAUUGCUGCUGUCUCCAUCGCCACACUCUGCCAUGUGCCACUUUCAGGUCUCCUCACACUGCUGGUGGGUUCCAUUUUGUCAUAGGGUGCUGGCAGAUUACGGGCCUCCCAUUGCUGCUGCCAGGCCCGUAAUCUGCCAUGGGCCCCCGUACCGACUCCUCAUGCUGCUGCCA
Molecule: messenger RNA, 394 nt
Organism: Staurois parvus
Lineage: Eukaryota; Metazoa; Chordata; Amphibia; Anura; Ranidae
Source: the annotation of a GenBank genome assembly